This is a messenger RNA of Pseudophryne corroboree (corroboree frog), 3583 nucleotides long. RefSeq names its product RHO family interacting cell polarization regulator 2 (gene RIPOR2). The coding region runs from base 220 to 3300 and encodes 1026 amino acids. Lineage: Eukaryota; Metazoa; Chordata; Amphibia; Anura; Myobatrachidae. The transcript is spliced from 22 exons. The record is from RefSeq and is a predicted model, not a curated record.
GUUAUGACAGUUGCUGAGGUACCUUUUGAGGAGACAUGACCUGACUCAGAGGUAGCUUGAAGAGCCUCUGCAUCACUGAGUGGUUUUGGCAGGGGGGACAGAGAGCCUGGUAAAAUCUACAACUGGGCGUUAAUGGGAGUUAUUGCUGAUGACACAUAGAGAGAGGCGGAGGACUGAGACUUGUGCACCGGAGAGAGAGAGCUAUUAUGUCUGCAAGAGAUGUUUGUACAGUGCAGACAUACCACCAUCAUUCUCUAUUGGGACAAUUUGCAGUUUAUUAGUGGAAGAGACAUGUCACUCCAAGAGUUAUCGUUCAGAAGCUCUGAUAUCAUGUCUGUGAGCUCUCAGACAUUUCCUCCGGGAGGGCCUAAUGGGAUUCUUAGAAGUCAGUCAUUUGCCGGCUUCAGUGGCACUCCUGAGAGAAGGUCUCGAUGUAAUUCUUUCCUCGGGAACUCUUCUGUUCCCAAAAAGCCUCAAGCAAAACAGAAGAAAAUGCACAGUCUUGGCCACAAAAAUAGCAGCGCUUCCAAAGAACCUCAACCAGAAAGAGUAGAAGAAAUAUACAGCGCCUUAAAAAAUGGUCUUGAUGAGUAUCUUGAAGUUCAUCAAUCCGAGCUAGACAAGCUGACAGCACAGCUGAAGGACAUGAGGAGAAACUCAAGACUGGGAGUGCUAUAUGAUCUGGAUAAGCAAAUCAAAACAAUUGAACGUUAUAUACGAAAACUGGAAUUCCAUAUGAGUAAGGUGGAUGAGCUGUAUGAGGCCUACUGCAUCCAGAGGCGCCUACGGGAGGGGGCAAGUAAAAUGAAGCAGGCAUUUGCUGCAUCACCCUCAAGCAAAGCAGCUCGGGAGAGUUUAUGUGAAAUAAACAAGAGUUUUAAAGAGUACACUGAGAAUAUGUGCACAGUUGAAUCUGAAAUGGAAAACCUAUUGGGGGAAUUCUACAUCAAAAUGAAAGGUCUAGCUGGCUUUGCCCGACUCUGUCCAGGAGACCAGUAUGAGAUAUUUAUGAGGUAUGGACGCCAGCGAUGGAAACUAAAAGGCAAAAUAGAGCUGAAUGGAAAACAGAGUUGGGAUGGUGAAGAAAUGUUUUUUCUUCCUCUGAUUAACAGUUUGAUAUCAAUUAAGGUGACAGAACUUAAAGGGAUUGCCACUCAUCUGCUGGUUGGAAGUGUUACUUGUGAAACAAAGGACUUGUUUGCUGCUCAUCCUCAAGCUGUUGCUGUUGAUGUAAAUGACCUUGGCACAAUAAAACUUAAUCUUGAAGUAACCUGGUGCCCAUUUGACACAGAGGACCUGACACCAUCCACAGGCAAUGUCAACAAAGCAUCCGCAGUCCAAAGAAGAGUCUCCAUAUACAGCCAGGGCACUCCAGAAACCCCGACAUUUAAAGACCAUUCCUUCUUCUCCAAUUUGCAAGAUGAUGUUUUCGAUUGUGGCGUGGAAUCCAUUGAUAAAAGAGCCCUCUCCCUAAGUUUUGAUGACUUGCCUAAUGGUGACUCUACACCACCCAGAUCUACUCCCUCUUCCUCUCUGGGCUACUCCAAUCCUGAAAUCACUGUCACCCCACCAGAACAUAACCUCAGUGACCUGUCGUCAGAGGAGCCCUUGAAGGACGAUUUGACUUUAGCAGAGUCAUGUAGUCGAAUGCAGGACUCACAGUCCCAUACAGAGUCUGUCUGUGAAGGCGAGGAAGCCUUAGUAGGAGAUAAGUCAGAUGUGUCUGCUUGCCAAAGUUAUCCACCCAAUGCGGAUGAUAAAAUGUUUGUGGAUUCAAAUGUCUCCGUGUCAAUUUUGCAAGACUCAGAUGAAGCUUCUGAGCUGAAGCCUGUGGAGCUGGACAAUAGUGAAGGGAAUAUCACUAAACAGCUGGUAAGAAGGCUUACAUCAACCGAAAUACCUGCUGUUCCACAGAGAUUCCCAUCUGAUUGCUCCAUGUGCAGUGAAGCUGAAGCCACAGGGUCCUAUUUAGAUGGAAGUUUAGAAGAAUCUUUGCAAGGACUUCUCCUGACCCUAGAGCCUUGUAAAGACCAAUAUACAGAAUAUCAAGAAUUGUACCAGGAAAUCACACACCUAGAAGAUGUUCUAAAAUGCAAGCCAUCUGUAAACCGAAGCAGGUCUUCCAGUGUAAGUCUAACAGUUGAGAGCGCUUUAGAGAGCUUUGAUUUCCUGAACACCUCUGACUUUGAUGAUGAUGAUGUUGAGGAAGAUGGUUGUGGAAUGGUUUGUAAUGGUGGAGGUGCAGACUCAGUCUUUACAGACACCGAUGUGGAGAAGCUAAGUUACAGAGCCCAGCAUCCAGAGGCUAGGGGACACCUGAGCGAGGCAUUAACAGAAGACACUGGUGUUGGUACCAGUGUGGCAAGCAGCCCCCUACCACUCACUACAGGAAAUGAAAGCCUGGACAUCACACUGGUCAGGCAUCUGCAAUACUGCUCCAAACUCAUUAAGAAAAUUAUUAUCUCGAGUCAAGUGGUGUUUGUUCUGAGAGAUCUUAAGAAGAAACUGAGUAGUCAAAGCCAGGUGAUCAAGCGGCUAACUGACAUCAGCAGAGAGAAUAUGGACAAUACAAAUUCAAUUCUAGAUGUUAUCACUGGAUUCAAUGAUAUGCCGUCCAUUUUAUCUUUUUGGAGGAAAUGCUGUUCCCCCGCGUACAUGUAUCACACCACGGCUGACAGGAUGGUAAAACAGCUGGAUGAACAUUUUAGCCAACCUGGAAAUGUGGAGAGCCUGGGACUUGAGGAGACAGUUUUCAGAAUGCUGAUCGCUCAAAUUCUAGAUAAAGCAGAGACCACGCUGCCAUCUAAUUUGUCUGGAGAAACCAUUACAGUUUUCCAGUAUUAUGAUUUUUUCAGUAGCCAUAAUGUCACAGAUCUCCAAGGUUAUUUGAUUCAGCUUACUAAGGAAGCUUCAGCUGUGCAGAUGCUCCAGAGCACGACGGACACAUGUUUGGGUGAUAAAAUGACAGAUCUGGCUUCAUGCUCCCAGCCUUAUUGCCAGGAAAUUCUUACAUCUUUAACAUUGCUGCUGUCUGAAAAUGAGAGUGAUGUCAGUCAGGCGCUGUCCUUACUUUCCACUGCUGCUUCCAAAUCACAGGAGUUCCGAGAAAAGGCUCUGUUAUACUAUAGCAAGGCAUUGAUUCAGCCUAAAGUUCACCUGCAGAAGGCUGCCUGCCUGGCUGUCAGAUGCCUUCAGGUUACCGAAAGCAUUAAGAUUCUUGUCCCACUUUGUCAGUCAGAUAAUCAAGAGCUCAGAAAAGCUGCAUCAGAAUCACUGGUGUCUCUAGGAGAAGAUGGAUAACAUGCAUAUGAAAGCCUUGACAAAGCCACUCCAGAAGUGCUGAGGACAGAAGAUCACAUAACACCUCCUAUUGCCACUGUGUUUUAGUGCCCUCUGAAUUAACACUGAGCGUGUAAAGAAAUUACUUUGCUUUCAGAAGAUGGUGCUGUGUCCAUGACAAGAACUAAUGCUAUGUAAACUGGCCAGGGGUCAUAUCUGAUUACUAUAUAUUUUAGUAUGUAUUUGUGGACCAAUGUAAAUUUAGAACAGAGCCUAAAUAUAUUUGCUAUGUUGCAGAAUGAUA